UCUGGAAGUUGGAGGGUGCUCGUGUGGUGUUGAAUCCAUUUGGCUUGACACGACCAUGCAUGAGCUAUAAAGAUACGAUUUUCCCUUCACUGCAACAUUUGACAUGUUCAGACUCCUCUCCUCGUUGAACAGCAACAAAGACUGUACUAGGCUGACAAGAUGCCUUCCUCAUCUGGAAUCAUGACAUUGUUUAUUGUUUUAAGCAGAUUGCAUGUUCACGCUCAUCAGCCAUAUUACUCUCAUUGCCGACCUGGCUUUCGGCAGUGGUCACGGUGGUAUCACCCAUCGUGACAGUUGCUCUGACUUUAGCGAACAUGAUCAGAGCCAAGGCUUUGGAUAAAGGCACAGUUAACCGGAGCAAUAAACCACUGACAAAUACCAUAUUCUUCUUUCUUUUCAAGUGCCAAUCUGUUCUGGAAAUCGUGGUCGUCGCAGUUGUUCCAUCCCGUGUUAUGCCGAACAGUACCCUUCGUUGCCACAUCGAGGAACAAUGGCAGUCGUAUUUCCAGGCCAAAUAUUCUUGUGCUUUCCGGACAAUCCAGACUAAGUUGCAAUGUCGUGGUAUCCGCAGUCUCCAUGACCGAGUAUGGCCGUUCAAGGACCGGGAACAUGGGGACAAUACAUGCGAGGUGCAACUUGGCUACCAGCGUAGCUACUAUUCGCCAUGGAAGGAGCAGCAGCGACUGGUUUCGUCAUGAUUAUCAUUGCAACUCUCUUAUCUUGGGUCUGCAGAAUUCCGUUCAUCCAAUUCAUUCGGAGAAGACAAAGUUGGAUGCACGGGGUUAUGUGACAUUCGUUGCACCCGCAGUGCAACAAAGAAUAUCGCAUCGUGGAUCCUCUUGAUAUGACGUGGAGAACCAGGAAGAUUCUGGUGCUACAGGAAGGAUCAUAUUGUCCCAGGCUACUCCCCCUACCAACGAAUGGGUACGACUGUGAUUUACAGUUUCAAUUGAGCCCCUUCGUGUUAUACAAACCGUUUAUCGCACUGCAGUGUCAUCAAAGAUAAUAUAUAACAACACCGAGAACGACAAAUGCCAGUGAGCAAAACAUCUUGCGAACGUGUUGGGUGAUUUAGCACUUAUUACAAGGCCGCAAUAAGGAGAAUGAACGGACUAUGUCUCGCUUUCCGGAUGCAGGCCAGCAUUAUAUAUUUUGUAACAUGGAGGGGUUGGUGUCCUCUGGCUGUUGGUUAGCUAUGCU
Aspergillus alliaceus is the source of this 1200-nucleotide messenger RNA. RefSeq lists its product as uncharacterized. Bases 315 to 698 code for a protein of 127 amino acids. Lineage: Eukaryota; Fungi; Ascomycota; Eurotiomycetes; Eurotiales; Aspergillaceae. The transcript is spliced from 3 exons. The record is from RefSeq and is a predicted model, not a curated record.